This is a messenger RNA of Dryobates pubescens (Downy woodpecker), 2265 nucleotides long. Its product is annotated as cytochrome P450 7B1. Gene Ontology annotation, molecular function: steroid hydroxylase activity; oxidoreductase activity, acting on paired donors, with incorporation or reduction of molecular oxygen; heme binding. Bases 110 to 1612 code for a protein of 500 amino acids. NCBI's taxonomy places the organism in Eukaryota, Metazoa, Chordata, Aves, Piciformes, Picidae. The transcript has 6 exons. Gene Ontology annotation, biological process: bile acid biosynthetic process; cholesterol homeostasis. The record is from RefSeq and is a predicted model, not a curated record.
GUGGGCGGGGAGGACCGCUCGGUCGGCCGGCCGGGCUCUUCUCCUGCAGCGGAGCGGGAGGGACGUGCGAAACUUUGCGGCGGCGGCCGCGGAGGCGAGAGCCGGCGGCAUGGGCCCCGACACGCUGCAGCUCGGCACCUACGGCGGGGCGGCCGCUGCCGCCCUGCUCCUCUGGGCCGUCUGCCUGCUCUGCAGGAGGAAAAGGAAAACUGGAGAGCCCCCACUAAUAAAUGGCUGGAUUCCUUACCUUGGGAAGGCUUUGAUUUUUAGGAAGGAUGCUUUCAAAUUCUUACUGGAUCAGCAAAAGAAACUGGGAGAUAUUUUCACUGUACACAUUGCUGGUAGAUACAUCACCUUCAUCAUGGACCCAUUUCAGUAUGUCUAUGUCAUCCGAAACAGCAAGCAGCUGGAGUUCCAUGAGUUUGCAGAUAAAAUGGCUUCCAAAACGUUCGACUACCCAGCCUUGUCGAACGGAAACUUCCCAGAUCUGAAGGAAAACCUGCACAGAAUCUACCAGUAUCUACAAGGCAAGCCUUUGGAUAUCAUCUCUGACCACAUGAUGACAAAUCUCCAGGAUAUAUUUGAAUGGAAGUGCUCAAAAGCAACAGAUUGGGAAACAGAAAAAAUGUACAAAUUCUGCUGCUCUGUAAUGUUUGAAGCCAGUUUUGUAACACUGUAUGGAAGAGUUCCUGCUGCAGAUGGCCACAAAGUUAUUAGUGAAAUCAGAGACAAAUUUAUCAAGUUUGAUGCCAGCUUUCCCUAUUUAGCUGCAAACAUACCAAUCGAGUUGCUAGGAGCUACCAAGAAGGUUCGGAAGGAGCUUAUACAUCAUUUUUUCCUUCAGAACAUGACAAAAUGGCUGGGAGGGUCAAAAGUGGUCCAAGCCAGACAAGAUAUAUUUGAGAAAUACGAGCUGCUGGGAGAUUAUGACAAAGCAGCACAUCAUUUUGCCUUCCUGUGGGCCUCUGUGGGAAACACGAUUCCAGCUACAUUCUGGGCCAUGUAUUACCUUCUGAGGCACCCAGAAGCUCUGGCAGCGGUGCGUGACGAGAUUGACCAUUUGCUGCAGUCAACAGGUCAGAAGAGAGGCCCCACGGAUCACAUCCACCUCACCAGAGAGCAGUUGGACAACCUGGUCUACCUGGAGAGCGCCUUAAACGAGAGUUUACGGAUGUGCUCAUCCUCCAUGAACAUCCGCAUCAGCCAGGAGGAUUUUGUGCUCAAGCUGGAAGGGAAUCAAGGAGUUGGUUUGAGGAAAGGAGAUUGGAUAGCCCUUUACCCACAGAUUUUGCACAUGGACCCUGAGGUCUAUGAAGAUCCAAAGGAGUACAAGUUUGAUCGAUACAUUGAGAAUGGCAAGAAGAAAACCACCUUCUACAAGGCAGGAAGGAAACUGAAGUACUUCCUCAUGCCCUUUGGCUCUGGGAUCAGCAUGUGCCCAGGGAGGUUCCUGGCAAUGAACGAGAUGAAGAUGUUCCUUUUCUUGCUGUUGGCUCAUUUCGAUGUGGAACUAGCAGAGAACAAAGCUGUCAGACUUGAUAACAGUCGGAUGGGCCUUGGUAUCCUCCUGCCAGACGUUGAUAUUGCCUUUCGCUACAAGCUAAGGUCCUGAAGAAAGUGAGUGGCUGCCUCUAUGCCUUCUACUAAUCUCCACCUUCAUGUUUUGUCACUCAGCUUUGUGGUUUGGGACACAUUUCCUUCUCCCUCUCUGCUUUUACCUCCUUCUUUUUUUGUGUCUAAGGAGAGAAGCCCUCAGGCUGGAGGUAGACAUCAGAUGUUGGAGACGUGCAACUUCCGUUUGUCCUGCUUCAAGUUGUGAGUAGUGAGGUGUGAUGGGAAGAGUCUGACCAAUAACCCAACAUCCCUACAAGAUGGACCCUCAUGCUCUUGGCCAUGAGCUGAGCAGGAGUUGUUUUGGACUCCAGAAGAAAAUUCUUCCCCAUGAGCACAGUCAGAGAUUGGAAUCAUCUCCCAAGGGCAGCGGUGGAGUCCCCUCCACUGGACAGGUUUAAGGCUCAGUUUGCCAGAGUGCUGGGCCAGCUCAUUUCAACCACACCAUCACCUGCAAGGUUGGAGCAGAUGAUCCCUGGGGUCCCUUCCAACCUGGCAUUCUGGGAUUCUCUGCUGCCAUUCAGGCCAUUUAGGUGGUAAACAAGUUCCUCCUUGUUAGACUGGGAGGUCCCAGCCACCCACCAUCUGGAGACAUCUCAGCAUCUGCUCAUAGCUAUGCAGCAGCAAGCAAGGAGGAACUGAUUUCUUGGGGGG